AUGAAAUACUCGGUUGUGUUGUGGUUUUUAGUUGGUUUCGUUCGUCUUAUUAUUUGCCAUUCAACUGAUGACGAAAAGCCUUCAUUGGAGUUAUCACUCCCAGACUUGGUAACGAUUAAUGAUGGUGAUUAUCUAUCAAAUUGGAAUUUCAAAGGCAAUGCCAUCAUCAAUACUGGCCAAGUAAUUUUGACGCCUACAAUCUCCGAUUAUUAUCAUGAUGAAACUAAUGAAAAUGAUUAUAAAAACUUGAAAAAUGUCUUUGGUUCUAUUUGGUCUAAACAUAAUAUAAUUUCUGAUUCUUGGUCGAUUAAAUUAACUUUGAGAUCGAAAGGUGUGGUUGGUUCGUCAGAUGGAGGUGGAAUAAUAUUACAUUUACUUAAUCAAGAUAAUAAGAACAAUGAAAAUAAUCAAAAUAACGACAACUCGUUAUAUGGUGGACCAUCGAAAUUUGAUGGUUUAGCAAUAGUUAUUGAUUCAAAUGGCCCAUUAUCUUCAUCAUUAAGAGGUUAUUUUAAUGAUGAUUCAAAAAAAUUCAAUCCGUUUAAUUUGGAAUUUUUCAAUCAAGAAUUUGGUUCCUGUUUAAUUGCUUAUCAAGAUAGCCAAGUUCCGGUUACAAUCAAGUUAUCUUAUUAUAGUAACAAUCAAUUUAAUAAAAAUUUUUUAAAACUAUCCAUUGAUAAUAAAAUUUGUUUUAAAUUAACAAAUUUAAUCAAUCUUAAAAACAAUAACGGAUAUAAAAUAGGAAUUUCGGCCAACAACGGUCUCUUGGGCAAAGAAUCAUUUGAAAUCUUGAAAUUGAAAACUUAUGAUAAUAUUUUAAAUGAGGAAUUGGGCGAGUUUGGUGUAUUAGAAUCCCAGCCAAAAAUUAUAACAAAGUUAUUUGAUAAUGAUCAGGAAGAAAUUAAAAUUUAUACGCCAGAUCAAGGUAAAACCAAUGAACAAAAUAGAAAUUUAAAUAAAGAUGUUCAGAUAUUAAUGAGUGAUAAUUAUAACGAUAUUUUAAGGCGAUUUGAUUCAUUAAAUGAAAAAUUGGUCUAUUUAGAAAAUAAUUAUAUUAAUAAUUUAAAUAAUAUUAAAAGUUCAAUUAACAAAUUAUCAGAUCAAGUGGAUGAAAUAUCAACAACACAAGAUAAAUCAGUUUUAAAACAAUUACAAACUUUAGUUUAUUAUGAAGAGGAAAAAAAAAUUGAUAAAGAAUUGUUUAAAAAGAAAACUUUUCAAAAAGUCAAAAAUGAUAAAAAUGAUAAUCAUGAGUUUUUCACUACCAUCAAAUUCUUUAUUUGGUUGUUGUUAAUUUUAACACUAAUUUUAUCUGUUUUCAUUUACAAAUUAAGGACAGAUAUUAAACAUUCAAAAUUGUUGUAA
Molecule: messenger RNA, 1365 nt
Organism: Ascoidea rubescens DSM 1968
Lineage: Eukaryota; Fungi; Ascomycota; Saccharomycetes; Ascoideales; Ascoideaceae
Product: concanavalin A-like lectin/glucanase
Exons: 1
Coding region: 1-1365 (454 amino acids)
Biological process (GO): Golgi organization; endoplasmic reticulum organization; endoplasmic reticulum to Golgi vesicle-mediated transport
Cellular component (GO): endoplasmic reticulum-Golgi intermediate compartment; COPII-coated ER to Golgi transport vesicle; Golgi membrane
Molecular function (GO): D-mannose binding
Source: RefSeq, a predicted model, not a curated record